Prorocentrum cordatum is the source of this 882-nucleotide messenger RNA. Lineage: Eukaryota; Dinophyceae; Prorocentrales; Prorocentraceae. The record is from the annotation of a GenBank genome assembly.
GGAUUUCCCGACUGGCUCGGCGGUCUCGCACGUCGCCGACGUCGAGGCCGCCCUUCUGGCGGAUUCCGCUGCCCGCGCCGCCGUGCACGCGGAGAGCGAGGGCCACGUGCAGCCUAGCGGGUACGUGGACACGCUGCGGCGCGAUGCCGACCUCUUCUGGCCGCUUCGGCCCCCGGGACGCUGGGACGACGGCGGAGUGGUGAAGAGCGGCACCGAGGAGGUCGGCACGGGACGCACGCCGCUGAGGUCGUCUGUUGAGCCUUUCCUGCUGUCGGGCAGCGGCAGCCAGCGACGGAGCGACGUAGGCGCGUCUUGCGAUGGCUCAGACGUCGACGACGUUACCCUGGACGGCGAGGCCGACGCGGACACCUCGUGCUCGGACCACACAAGCGACGGCGGGAGCGAGGGCGGCGGCGACGGGGACGACGGCGGCGCCUUCGGGGACCAUGCCGUGCCCGCGGCUGGCGAGUCCUCGCCGCUGCUGUUGUCCGUCAGUGGCCGUCUGGGCGAGGCCGUCAGCCACAACGACAGCGACGACGACAGCGUAGGCGGCCAGGGGCAGGAGCAUGCCGACGGCGAUGCUGCUACUGCCUGCUCCGCCACCGCUGCGUCGGCGCUCAGUGGAGCGAUCGCGACCUACCUCGGCGUGAACGAAGCCGCACUCCUCCGUGGAGACGGAGACGGCGGUCGAACUGCCGCGGGAUUCGCUGAGCUGGCCGUGCCGACCGAGGACGCUGAGGGCGAAGUGCGGCGAUGGCUCGCCGACUGGUCAAAGGUGGCUCACAUUUGCUCCCUGCAGGAGCAGCUGGGGGCUGCUAAGAAGGAAGUGCAGCUCCUGCGCUGGAAGGCAGGGUGGCUGGAGAUUGACUCCGUCGGGGUGAG